CAACCUCUGUCUUGUCUUGUCUUCUUUUUCUCUUAUUCUAAACAUUUGGAGGGAAGAAGAAGAAGAAUCAAACUCAUCCAAAAACAACCCCCGCUUUAAACGGACGACCAGGUUUUCUCACAAACCAAACUCAUCCAAAAAUAAUCAAGAUUUUGAUUAUCUUAAUUAUUUUUCUGUUGUAGUAACAACAUAUUCUGAUCAAAGUCAUUAUCGUCUUCAUCUUAAUUUCAGUUCCAUACGCAACUACUUCUUCUAUGUCAACCAACCACAAACAGAGAAAUUAACAAUUAUUACCAGAUUGACUCUAAUUUUGCUCUCCCUUCUUCUUCUCUGUAUAUUUCUCUGUGAUUUCAUUCAUUCAUUUAAUCCAAAUAUUCACACAGAUCAAGUCUGGGUUAUACUGCAACUUAUUGUGAUUGGAAAAUGGUGAGUCAUGGAUAUUGAGGAGAGGAAAUUUGGGUUGAUUUUUAAAAUGAUGAAAGAUAAGAAAGAUAUUAGACCUCUGUUGGUGAAACUAGGGGUUGCAUUUGCUUUGUCUUUUGCUGGAUUUGUAUAUUCUCAAUUCAAAAUCAGAAGAUUGAAUCAAUCAAUUACCCCUCCACCUUCACCAUCUGCUUCUUCUUCUUCAGGCAUGGUAGGUAAGAUCAAUGUUGGGGGUAAAGUAGGGGAGCUUCGAUCUCUUCCGGCUACGCCUUCCUCCGGUGAUGUUUCCGUUGCACAUGAAAUGGAAGAUGCAUCACACCAGAAGGUAAUAACCACAGAAAAUACUACUACAGUUGGCGUAUCUCCAAAGAGUACAAAUAGCAAACAUUUGGGGGAAGAAGAAGGAUACUUGUUGCCAGAAUUCAAUGACAUUGUGCACAAGGAUUUUGAAGUCCCAAGAAACAACAGCAACGGGGUUUCGCCGAGGAAAGAAGUGGAUUCGCCAACGUACAAAAGACUAGCAGAGAGGGAAACGGACCAAGAGCUCAUAAACUUGAGAAACAUGGUCAGAGUCCUUAGAGAAAGGGAGAGAAAUCUUGAAAUACAACUACUUGAAUAUUAUGGUCUUAAAGAACAGGAAACCGCGGUGAUGGAGCUUCAAAACCGAUUGAAGAUUAACACAAUGGAGGCUAAGCUAUUUACACUCAAGAUUGAGUCAUUGCAAGGAGAUAAUCAAAGGUUGGAGGCACAAGUAGCUGAUUAUUCAAGAGUUUUGGCUGAACUUGAAGCUGCAAGAGGAAAGAUAAAGAUGUUGAAGCGGAAAAUUAGGUCCGAUGGUGAGCAUAAUAAAGAAGAACUGUGUUCACUUAAGCAAAAGGUUGCAAACUUGCAAGAUCAAGAAUAUAGGGCUGUUUGGAAUGAUCCAGAAUUGCAAAAGAAGUUGCAGCGUCUAAAAGAGUUGGAGGAAGAAGCACCUGAACUCCGGAGAGCAAAUUUUAGACUGCAACGUGAAAAUGCAGACUUGGAAAGAAGGCUAGAGUCCACCCAAAUUCUGGCCGAGUCAGUGUUGGAGGUCCCAGAGACCGAAGAAUUGAAGGAGACAAACCAUCGUUUGAGAGAACAAAAUGAAGGAUUAGCGAAGGAAAUUGAACGACUCCAAGCAAAUCGAUGUGCUGAUGUAGAGGAGCUAGUCUAUUUAAGGUGGUUGAAUGCGUGCUUACGGUAUGAACUAAGAAAUUAUCAGGUCACACCAGGUAAAACAGUAGCAAGAGACCUAAGCAAAACGUUGAGCCCCAGAUCAGAAGCCAAAGCCAAGCAGUUGAUUCUUGAAUAUGCAAAUUCAGAGGGACUCGGGGAUAAAUCCAUUGGACUAAUGGACUUUGAUUUUGAAUACUGGUCAUCUUCUCAAGACUCAAACCUCACAGAAUCCUGUGACUUUGAUGAUUCUUCAGUAGAUCUUUCUGCCACAAAAUCACACACUUCAUCCAAAUCAAAAUUCAUUUCGAAACUAAAGAAAUUAGUUCAUGGGAAGCACCGACAUGGACAACACCGUGAUUCAUCAGCUGAGAGAAACUCUACAAGCUACACUGCCUCCGCGAGACGAGAAUCUGUUUCAGCAAGUUCAUAUGAUGAAAUGGUGGGAACAUAUUCUUGUAGUACCUCAAGCCAUUCAGCAACAAAUGUUGAUGCAAAAACAGACGAGAGUGGGACUAAAACCUCGCCGCUGUCUCAGAGUACAAUGAGAUCUUCCUUGGACAUGCAAAGGUUACGGACACUAAGCUUAGAUGACGUAAGGGAACUCCGGAGAAGAAAUAGUGAUGUUGGACCUUCCUAUACGUCAAAAAGAAUGGUUUUGAGAACCGAAAAUUCUCCUUUGCAGGAAAAUAUGUUGGAUGAAGAAGAUGCAGAUGGUAUUGAGAAGCUAGAAUUGAUCAAAUUUGCAGAAGCUUUAAAAGAUUCUAGUGGAAACUCAACCCCACGCAAAAGAGCUGCAUCCUAUACCUCAUUUUGAUUCACAAGUGUAUUUUAAAUCACACGCAUAUCGUAAUAUGGUUUGCGAUUAGUAGUAUAUAUUCAGAAUUUUGUUCUUACCCCAAUUGCUCGUCUUAUAUUUCUUUGACAGCAUGUGGGUUGUAAUUGUAAAUCAAUAGAGCUUUUAGAUUUGCAGAUAUAAGUAAAUUUUGUUUUUUAAAUGUGCAAA
Messenger RNA from Papaver somniferum (opium poppy), 2623 nucleotides. Its product is annotated as protein CHUP1, chloroplastic-like. The record is from RefSeq and is a predicted model, not a curated record. NCBI's taxonomy places the organism in Eukaryota, Viridiplantae, Streptophyta, Magnoliopsida, Ranunculales, Papaveraceae. Bases 434 to 2434 code for a protein of 666 amino acids. Gene Ontology annotation, cellular component: chloroplast outer membrane. Gene Ontology annotation, biological process: chloroplast organization. The transcript has 4 exons.